AUGCAAUUCAAUCGAUUCUCUACGAAUAGUUUCUCGACUAGUCGACCAUUGCAGCGUUGUAGAGACGGUCACGAGUGUCAAUUACUGUACAAUGGCUCCACUGAACACAAGUCACUCUAUAGUCACCCGUGUCGAUGGUCAGAAUUAUGUCGCGAAAAAAAUAAUAAUGAUAGUGAACACGUACGACUCUUCACACAUGAUCCACAUCAAGUGCCCUUAUGCAAAUUUGGUCCUGACGAUUGUAGUAAACUAACGGAUGUAGAACAUCGACAUAGUUAUCGACAUGAAGGGUUACCAGAUUUUCUCAUACCAUGUCGAUUUAAAGAUCGAUGCCGAGACCGCUCGACGGAACAUGCACACACAUUCGCACAUCCAAGUGGUUCUUAUCAUGAAACUCAAAGUUUUAGAACUACGAAUAAUUCAAGGGAUAAUAGCAAUGGUCGGUUUGCUUUUAAUCAAACACCUUGCAAAUACGGUGAUGAAUGCUACAAGCAGUCAGAUCCAGAACAUUGUAGUCGGUAUUCUCAUCCUUUAUCGAGAGAUCCUUUGUCGCAAACGCCUCGCAGUUCAACGAAAUCAUUCUCGCCAAAUACACAAUCAACACCAACGGAUAACUUCAAUAGUCGAGCGGUGCCUUUAUCCACAAAUCAUUUAACGUCUCGUCUACCACCUAGAUCAACGAAUAACUUAACUUCACUCUCACCAACUGCAUCAGCUGAUAAUUCGAACACUCGAGAAGCUUCUACAACUGUACGUCGAUCUAAUAUUCAUCUUUGCGGAAGUGGUAAUGAUAUGGAACGAGCGUAUCGCAUUGGAGGUGCACUAGCCAUGGAAACAUUGAGUAAAUCUGAUCAGCAAGCUAUUCAAAAUAUGCCUGAUGAUGCAGUUAUUGUUGUGCCAGGUUCAUAUGAUCACAUCGAUCGUGUCUUGAAGAGUUUAAAUAUUAAAUAUAUAACUGUUGAAGCGACGAACUUACUAACUCAUCCGAUUCGACUUGAUCAAACCGUCUACAUAAAUUGCUCCUCCAGUUUUCCGAUUGAUGCAGCGAGACGACUUCGACAACUAGUCGAGCAAGGUCUUCAUAUUAUAACUACCGAUUGGGCUUUGGCUCAUGUCCACAAUGUUGCCUUUUCGGACUUUAUUCAACAUAACGGGUUAAGCACAGCAGAUGAAGUCGUAGGUAUAGAAGUCGCUGACCCAAAGCAUCCAUUGGUGAGCGGCUUUCUAUCUGCAUCUCAGCAUGCUCUGCCUCAGUGGUGGCUAGAAACUGGUUCUCAUCCUAUUCGAAUCGUGAACGAAGAUAAAGUACGUGUACUCAUUCGAUCCGCAACCUUGGGUGAGAAAUAUCGUUCAGACGCUGUUCUUGUCACGUUUGACUGCGGUAAAGGAAAUGUUAUACAUAUGGUUUCUCAUUUCUAUUUACAACGUUCUGAAACACGUGACCAGCGUCACCAGAUGCCGGCAAAACAGUAUGCAAUGGAUAUAAAAGCUUCGACUGGUGCGACAAAUCUUGUUGCGAGCCAAGGUCAACAUUUAAACUAUGCUCAAAUUCAAUCAUCAUCGACAUCAGCACAGUUUAUCUAUAAUCAACUGUCAACCCGUCUGAAUUCCAAAAAAUAA
Molecule: messenger RNA, 1620 nt
Organism: Adineta ricciae
Lineage: Eukaryota; Metazoa; Rotifera; Eurotatoria; Adinetida; Adinetidae
Source: the annotation of a GenBank genome assembly